Molecule: messenger RNA, 2760 nt
Organism: Symbiodinium sp. CCMP2592
Lineage: Eukaryota; Dinophyceae; Suessiales; Symbiodiniaceae
Source: the annotation of a GenBank genome assembly
AUGGCAGAUGAAACAUGGGAUGUAUCCAUGCUUGUAUCGCCCCCAUUGGGCUGCCGGCGGAAGCUUUUCAGGACGCGAUCUCGCUCCAUGUCCUUUCCUUUGUUGCCCCCUCCGGCCGAGCUGACCCACUCCAUGAGCAAUUUGCGGGCGAUGUCGGUGGAUGCCAUGGCCGAGAAGGUUUGCCAGUCCGACCCACCCGAGAAGCUGCACGGGCAGGCCCGUCUCGGCCGCAAUGUCUUUGCGGCCUUGGUCGCGUGCUUCAUGGGGGCAACUGAUGGCCUUUCUCUUGGCAGCCUGCUCUUCCCAUCAUCGGCCGAGUUUCCGAACCACGAGUACCAGGCCCUGGGGAUGUCCAUCGGCUUGUUGACGACGCUGGUGGCGAACGCCGGCUCACUGCUGGGCUCGGAGAUCCGCUUCGGCGUGGCCGGGGCAAGUAUCCCCACCGUCAUCUUGCUGGCCGAGCAUUUCAAGACCCUGGGACCUGGCCGUUGCGCCACGAUCUACUUCAUGGUGGCGGUGUGCUCUGUGCUGAUUGGAGCAGGGAUGUGGCUGGUGGGCAAGCUGCGCUUGGCGCGACUGGUCAAGGCUUGCCCCUUCGUGAUCUACGGCGGCUUCAUGGCCGGAACUGGGGCAGUGCUGCUCCAGUACGCCUUGAAUCUGAUGGUCCCCGACUUCGUGAGCUUGGUGGAAGUGGAGAGCUACAGCUCGCUCUUCCUCGCAAAGACGCUCUGGCAGUGGCUGCCGGGAGCUCUCGGUGGGGCGGUUAUGUUCGCACUGCGGGCGGCCAGCCGUGUCAGCGUCAGCUACAUCCCUCAGGAUCUGCUGAUUCCCGUCUUCCUCAUCUCCGAGGCCUUUUUCUUCUUGGUCUGGAUGCUCUGGACCGGAAGGGGCCUCGAAGCUGCAAGGGAAGAAGGCCUCCUCUUCCCAGUGCGAAUGCCGCCCGAGCCCAACUUCUAUCGCGUCUGGACAAUGCACUUCGAGCAUGCCUCGCAGCUGGAUCUCAGCGUUUUCAUCUGCCCAAACUUCUGGCUGACUGUUGUGAACGCGGCCUGUAUCUCCGUCUUGACUGCAGUCAUGAAUAUUUUCGGGACCCUCACUGCCACACAGAUUCGAGUAGACAUUGAUCGGGAGAUGAUGUUGCACGGCAGCUACAACAUGGGCUGCGGUGCGCUGUCCGGCCUCCCUGCGAACAUGGUCAUGUCUUUCUCCGUCACUUGCCGCGCGCUUGGGGCAGAUGGCCGGCAGUUUCAGGCGCUCCUGCUGGGCUUCUCGGCCUGCGCCUUCGUGGCCGGGGGCUACGUCGUGGCCCUGCUGCCCAAGCUCCUUCCGGGCUCCGUGCUGAUUUGGCUCUCCUUGGAGCUCAUGGCCUUCUGGGUUUGGAACUCUCGGCGCUUCCUGCGAGUCUACGAGUACUGCCUGGUCUGGAUCAUGGUUUGCUUGUACGUGGUGGUGGGCACGGCGCCGAUGAUGCUCUUUGGCUUCAUCGCUGUCUUGGGCAUUGUUCAGGGCCAGUUGGCGAGCAUCCCCGUGAUCCGCUCCCAGAAGACUCUCGGGCACAUCCGCAGCUCCGUGCUCCACACCACCUGCGACACGGAGUAUUUGAACCGCCGCGGCGCCGAGGCAGAGGUUUGGACGCUCGGCACGGGCUAUCUCUACUUUGCAUCGAUGCGGCAGAUAGUGGAGGAGCUGGAGAACUUCAACACUGCGCAUCACCUGCGCUUCACCUCGCCCUCGGCCGAUUCCGAAGAGUUGCCCGACUUCGCCUUCUCCCAUGCCGUGAGCUGCGAGGCCCGGCCACACCCUCUGUACAUCAUCAUGAAUUUCGACAUGGUCCAGCAGAUGGAGUGCACGGCGGUCAGCGCCUUCCAAGAAGUGCUGAGCGUGGCCAAAGAGCUGGGCUGCACGCUGAUCCUCGCUCACGUGCAGAGCUCCUUGAUCCUUCAAAUGCAAAACUUUGGGCUGCCCUUGGCCGAGCUGCACGACCAGGCACCCGCAGCGGCCGGGGCCGCGGCUCCCGAGCAGCUGCUAGUGGCCCAGAACCUGGACGCGGCGGUGGAGUGGGUGGAGGAGGCCUUCCUGCGCUCCUACCAGCCGGCCCCUGGCCACUGCCGGGGUCACACCCACGGCAACCUCAGGGAGGCGCUCUCCCGCGCCGGCCUGGACAUGCAAUCGCCUCUGGCCGGGCUGCACGUGGACGUCCACGUGUGGCUGGAUGGCUACUUUCCCAGCUACAGCCCGGAGCUUCUCUCUGAGCUGGUGCCACUCUUGGAGAUCCGAAAGCUGCAGAAGGGGGAAGUCGUGUACUCUGCUCCCAAGACCAAACAGGCCACUUGCAGGAGCUCCGGGAUGGUGUAUUCCGCGCCGAAGUUUCAGCGCCAACCUCGCGGAGGUGCCUGGAUGUCCGAGGGCCAGGCGCCGCCAUUGCUUUGGCUACUGCUCGGCUCUGUGGAACAUAUCUGGAACCCGGAAAACGAGACGGAGCAGUCCGUGCGCGUCUUUCAGGACCAGAACCGUCUGGAAGCCGGGUCUGUCUUCGAGAAAGCCUCGAUCCUUCAGCGACAGGGCAGUUGGUGUGCAGGGCCCUUCAGCACCGCUCGGGCCUUCCUUGCAAACAUGGCACACCCAGGCACUUUACGAGCCGUCGACUGCAGCACCGUCGCGAUCCUGCCCCAGGCAGCCUACGACAAGCUCAGCCCUGGGCUCCGGCGGCUGCUGAACGCCUACUUGCUGCGGAAGUGGCCGACCUAUCUCCACAGCUGA